AUGAAAAAGAACAACGUUUCCCACGUCGUCUGGCUCCCUGACAGCGAAACCAACUUCCUCUACAACAUGAUGAUGGAGGAACCCACCAUUGACCUCGUCCCGGUGUGCCGCGAGGGCGAGACCAUGGCCGUUGCCGCCGGCCUCUGGGUGGGCGGCGCCAACCCCAUGGUGCUGAUCCAGAACACCGGCAUCUUCGAGGCCGGCGACUCCAUUCGCGGCCUGUGCCUGGACCUCAACCAGCCCCUGGAGCAAAUCCCCAUGAUUAACAACACCGACGCGGUCCGCGUCAUCGACACCAACCGCGAAGACGCCGUCAUCAUUCCCACCAUGAACGCCGGCAACGUCCGCUUCGGACUGCCCGUCGUCAGCACCAACCAGAACCUGGACCUCCCGAUCUCCGGCGCCAUGGGCAAGGCCAGCAACGUCGGCCUCGGCGUGGCCCUGGCCCAGCCUGGGCGCAAGGUCUUCGUGCUGGACGGCGACGGCAGCCUGCUGAUGAACCUUGGCUCGCUGGUCACCACCUCCACCAAGGCCCCCAAGAACUUCUACCACUUCCUUUUCAACAACGGCGUCUAUGCCGUCACCGGCGGCCAGCCCAUCCCGGGAUCCGACGGCGUCACCAACUGGGAGGAAGUCGCCCGGGGCGCCGGCUACGCUGCCGUCUUUUCCUUCGACAACCUGGAAGAUUUCACCACCGGCAUCGGCGAAGUCCUCGCGGCCGAGGGCCCGGUCUUCUGCCAACUGUCGGUGGAACCGGAGAUCGAAAACACGCCGGUGCAGUUCCGCGUCCGCGGCACCCGCAGCGCGCAGCAGGCCUACCAGGAAGUCACCGCCGCCCUCGCCGGCGACAACUAGGCGACCUGCCACUGGAGAUCCAUGUACAGGGGCGAAUGAUCAUUCGCCCCUACCGUUAAAUGCCUCCGGUCCAUCCGCUCACCCAUGCCCAAGUUUCGACCCUUCAGCAUAGUUGGCCGACUCUUUGCGUCGGCCGUGGUCGUUGCCGGCUUCUACCUGCUGUGGCUGGGCUUCGUGGAGGGCAACGCCCUGAAGGCUGUGCCCGGAGCCGUGCUCAUCCCCGCCGGCCUCUACCUGAUGGUCUCGCAACGCCGCGCUGAGAUCCGCCGCGACGCCGACCGGGACAGCGACCCAGAUCCACCACUGGAAGGCCGGGAAUGA
Geodia barretti is the source of this 1176-nucleotide messenger RNA. NCBI's taxonomy places the organism in Eukaryota, Metazoa, Porifera, Demospongiae, Tetractinellida, Geodiidae. The record is from the annotation of a GenBank genome assembly.